Cutaneotrichosporon cavernicola is the source of this 1359-nucleotide messenger RNA. RefSeq lists its product as uncharacterized. The record is from RefSeq and is a predicted model, not a curated record. The transcript is spliced from 3 exons. Lineage: Eukaryota; Fungi; Basidiomycota; Tremellomycetes; Trichosporonales; Trichosporonaceae. Bases 1 to 1359 code for a protein of 452 amino acids. Gene Ontology annotation, molecular function: metallopeptidase activity.
AUGCUAGCGGUGCUCAUUCUCGCCGCGGUCGCACUCGCGCUUCCAUCCCAACACCCCCUCUCCCCUCCCCCUUCUUCCCCCUACCACCCACCCUCUUACCCCGCCUUCAACAUCACGCUUGAUGCGCCAGCCGGCCCCGUGCCGAGGGUAUACUUCUCUCAUGGCUCGCAUAAGCAGCACGACCCGCCCGAGGGUAUGGAGGUGUAUCCCCUCGCGGUGAGCGGCGAGGCGGGGGAGAGGGUCAACCUAGCGAUCUUUGCUGAUGGAUACACACUCUCGAACCGCACCGCCUUCCUUGCCGACGCACGCGCCCUCGCAGAAGAAAUCGUCUCAGGCAACAGCGCAAUGUCCCACGUCGCUGACCUCAUCAACGUAUGGGGCGUAUUUGUGCCCUCCACCCACAAGGGAAUCGGAAUCGACGCACCGCUCUCAGGUGCACCGUUUGGACUGUACCGCGCCGGUCGGGAAUUACGGGCUGUAUAUGUCGCACAUUCUGGAAGAGCACAUGCUGCGUGUGCGACCUUGGUCGAGUGCGACCAGCCUAUCCUGUUGGGGAACGAUGGGUUGUAUGGUGGUCUUGGGGGGACAUUUACCAUCAUCACUGCUUCUCGGCGCAACGGACCCCUCGUGCUCCGACACGAGCUGGGCCAUUCCCUUAUCCCUGUCGGGGAGGAGUACGAGGGUGGUUUCGUGUAUUCGGGCGUCAAUGCCGAUGCAGUCGAGAACGUACACCGCCUCAAGUGGAGGCAGUUCCUCAGCGACCCGGACAACGUACGGAUCGAGGACGCAAAGGUACCCUUACAGGCGUAUCCAUGGCACGACCUUGACGAGAGCAAGUAUGUCGUCCAGUUUGAGGGGAGCAACAAUGCCGACAGGAAAUAUACGACAGCGAGUUUGCGACUCUCCCUCUCCUCGAUCCCGUACGCCUCCCAUAUUCGUCUCACCCUCAACCGGGACGAGGUUGACCUCUCCCCGCAGUUCGCAGAAGACUGGGACGGCGUCCUCGACCGCCGCUGGGUACACCUCCCCCUGCCACUCGGUAUUCCUGGCGGCAAGGUGAGGAUCGAGGUAUCGCUCACGCCCAAAGGGCAGAAGGCCGAGGCCGGACAGGGUGGGAAGAUGCUCUCGUCCAUUGAGAUUGCCGAAUAUGGCGACGACUUCCAGGCCAGCGAGGGGUUCGUGGGCGCGUUCCCGACGUACGAUGAUAGUGGCGGCGUAACAUUACGUCCAACGAACGAGGACUGCCUGAUGCGUAACGUCAACCAGCCUCAUUUUUGUGUCGUGUGUGCGCACGGACUGCGGGCGAGCCUCGAGAAGAAGAUUGCCAAGAAGCGCGGGAUCUGGGGAAUAGGUCAAUGA